Molecule: messenger RNA, 1305 nt
Organism: Echinococcus granulosus
Lineage: Eukaryota; Metazoa; Platyhelminthes; Cestoda; Cyclophyllidea; Taeniidae
Product: speckle-type poz protein
Exons: 7
Coding region: 1-1305 (434 amino acids)
Biological process (GO): regulation of proteolysis; proteasome-mediated ubiquitin-dependent protein catabolic process
Cellular component (GO): cytoplasm
Molecular function (GO): ubiquitin protein ligase binding
Source: RefSeq, a predicted model, not a curated record
AUGAUCCACCGAGAAUCGAGACAAACCUACACACAUAGCACCACGGACAUUGCUAUUCAAGCGACAGAUGAUACCUCAAGCUCGGACAAAGAGAAGGAGAAAGAGGAGGAGGUCUACGAUUUUAGGGAGCCCUUCCUUUUCAGCGACAUGGUUCUUCUAGUGGAAGAUGAACGUCUUCACUGCCACCGGGCUAUUCUCUCUCUCUACUCUCCCGUCUUUAAGGCCAUGUUCCAGUCGCGUUUCGAGGUAGCAAAACCCAACUUUAGCGAUGCUGAUGCACCAUCAAAUUCAACCCCAUACGAAACGGAAGUUCGCCAUUCUUCAAGUGUCAUUCAGAAGUGUAAGUUGGCGAUGGAAAUCAGGCAUGAAAUCGAGCCAGAUGUUUGGAUCCUCUAUUACGAUCCCACUACUUCUUCAACAGGUGAUGAAGAAGUAACCGCUCCAGAACAAGAGACAUCCUCCAACCAGGUGUCUUUGCCCAAGGACGAUGCAGAAACGGUGAGAGAACUUCUGCGGCACCUCUACACACCCGGUGGCUGCGAUAUGGACAGUGCUGCGGCACAACGACUGCUUCCACUCAUCCAUCGAUUUCAAAUAGACUCGCUGAUUACCACAGCAGAACGAACAAUGACCUUCAGUAUGACCGAUUCUCUGGCUCCCAAGAUGUUGGCACUGGCGGAUAUGUAUCAGCUGAACCACCUCAAACAGGCAGCCAUUGAUGCCUGCACACGCCUUGACAUGAAGCGCAUGGCCGAGGCCCUAGAGGAGACACCGCUAUCUGCUGAAUUGAAGUCCACCAUCUUUGAAAGACGCGUCCUUCUUUUGGAGAAAGUCAUCACCGACAUUGAACGCAGUUUCAGCCAGUCCUGCAUCCGGAUGGAGAGCAAAUUGGAGCGAGUCUUUACCAACCACUGCCAAAUUCACAGUAAACCACUUUCUACCACUACCGUUCCAGUGAGCAUCCAACUAACCAACGCGCCGGCUAAUGACAUCGACCGACUCGUAAUUCGUCCAGUGGAGGCUAGUGCUCAAGACUCCGCCUCCACUAAUAAUGUUCGUCUCACCACUCGGGUGCUGCAAUCCAACGCCAGUGAUGUGGACAUUCCCAGAUCACAUGAGUUAGCGGAGGUUGCACCUGGAUCGUCUUCUGCUGUCACGACAGCUCUUGUUGAAGUGCCAGCAGUAUGCGAGAGCUGCGUGGAACGCAUUUCCACACACAUUAAAGAUCUCUGUCGUCGAGCUUUACACAAGGCUCAAUUCGUUCCCUAUAAACCUACGGUCAUUACCAGCACAUCAUCAGCUUGA